Tigriopus californicus is the source of this 2243-nucleotide messenger RNA. RefSeq lists its product as uncharacterized. The transcript has 7 exons. NCBI's taxonomy places the organism in Eukaryota, Metazoa, Arthropoda, Copepoda, Harpacticoida, Harpacticidae. The record is from RefSeq and is a predicted model, not a curated record. Bases 1187 to 2023 code for a protein of 278 amino acids.
UCCUUCUUGUGGUCGGAAUAGAGUUCCAUGAUUGAAAAUAAUUUGCCAUCAAUUACAGUUCCAUGGUUGCAAAUUAUUUGCCAUCAAUUACCUUCAUCUCUUUUAGAUCCGAUGCCGCGCGGUAUACGAACAAGCCGGUUUCCUACUCGCUCAAGAGGUCUCCUUUGCGACCAAAGUCGAGACUGAUCUUCCAAAAGUUUGCGUCCACGAAAAGGCUGUUGUCCUGGGAUGCAUGUCGGGCCAAACCUUGUAGUCUCCCCAAUUUAUUGAGACCAAAGAGAAAAAAUAUGAAUUGGCCCUAUGGUUAGACUUCAAUCACCAUUUCCAAUGUAAAAUGAUCUGCGACAGGAAGCCCCGAAAUAGUUCAUAUAAAAGCCACUUUUUUCCCUCAUUCCCCCGAUUGGAUCUUCUUAACGAUAUCUUCUCGUGGUGCGACCUUCUCCCUCAUAGGCCCACCAAAGCAAGUCCUUUACAAGCGUAUUCGCCCUUUCGCUUUCUUUCUCUUCUUCUUCAAGGAUCAUCAAAAUAGGGCAAAGUUCCAGAACUCCGUCAACGUCCGUCAAGAUGAUUUCCAACUCCACCCCUUUCACGCACUUUCGGGUUCCCAGCUGAAGGAACUUCUCCUCGCAAAAGACGGUUCGAGUGGCGUGACUACCUCGAACGACCUUUCAUGCGAGCGAUUGCCGUUAGAAGAGGACACCGAAAAGAGGAGCUAGCUCGAGGAACUCGGAGAUGCUGAUGGUGACCAAAAGAUGCCCAAAGGCAUUGCCCACAAUUCGUUUGCUAUCGUCAGAUCUGACUGUUACUUUUUUCUGUGACGUGAAAUUUGAGACAUUCGGUUCGAACCUGGACGGUUGGGUUGGAAACUUAUUUGGCACAAGUUGGAACGAGCAUGGAAAACCGUCUCUUCCCUUGACAAAAUGUGUUACAAGUGUCAGGCAGAUCUCGGUGGUUAUUCCCAGUAAGCUUGUGGAACAAUUUCUCGGCUUUUCCGCCUGAAUAAAGCCUAUCAAAAGAAGCGUUGGAACAAAAAGGCCAAGAAAAACAGACGGAAAAACAACAACGGAAACGAACGAACGAACGAGAGGGGUGAAAAAAAAGGUGGUGAACAAGAAAUUUGGACAAAUUGUGGGGUGUGAGGAUAAAUCCAAAUUGGCUUCAUUAGGGAACACCCACAGACCAAAAAAUGGAUCUUCUCUUGUUCUUGUUGUGUCUUUGCACCUUUCAAGUGACAGAGUCGGUGAAGAUCCGCAUCUUGGAUGUGCCUCAAGUGGCUCAAGCUGGACACGAUGUUCCACUCACCUGUGAUUAUGACCUUGAGCGACAGAGAUUGUAUCAGAUCAAGUGGUAUAAAGGCACCCAUGAGUUCUACAGAUACACACCCUUGGAUCGAGAGCGAAUCAAGUUGUUCUUAGUCGAGAAUAUGCAUGUGGACGUCCAACGAUCUGAUGACAGAACGGUGGUUUUGAAUAAUCUCCAUGUUGAUAUGACGGGGAAAUACACAUGUGAAGUGUCUACCGAGGGCAUUUUCGAGACAGUUCAAGGAAAUGCGGGAAUGACGGUUGUUGCUUUUCCACGUGGUGGUCCUCAUAUUCAGGGAGUUCCAAACGAAGAAGUCCAAAUAGGGGAUGAACUCCUAAUCAAUUGUACUUCGCUCAAAUCAAAACCAGCGGCUAUCCUUAAUUUCUUUAUCAACAACAACAAGGUGAGUCAUCGAAGAGGAAUCUCCUUGCGACAGUUUCUCAUUGUGAACGAAGAGGACACGCCACAAACAGAGUCUUCCAUCUUAUCGAUGAAAUUUCACGUGAGGAAAAAUCACGUCCGCCAGGGUCGCAUCUUAAUUAGGUGUGAAGCCACAAUCCUCAAUGCCUACAGGGGAGACAAGACCAAAGAGAUCUUCGUUCGAACUCAUCAAGCGGCCAAUCUAUCAAACAACAAAUACUCCUCAAUAGCAUCGAAAGUAUCCAUUGCGGCCACCUUGAGUUGGCUCAUUAAUCUAUUGGUGCUUAUUGGAUUAACGUAAAGUAAGGGAGGCAGUCAUAGAUAUAGGUUGUAUUAUAUCUAUGAACGGGUGCGUCAUUGCAACGCGCCUCCAGCAUGAAUAAUGUCAUUCCACUCCUCAUUUCUUUGAUAUGUUCAAAGUCCCCCCCCAAUAAUUGAUUAUUUGAUUCAUAAAACCUCUAACCUCCGUUUUCGUUAUUGAAUUGUCUGAAAUAAAAUAUUGCCUACGAAGGUUUGGCCGU